AAAUCAUCGCAAGAAGCUAUAAAAAAAUUUUCAUCAAUAUUUUCUCAAGACCCAAUAAUUAAAUUUGAUGUAACUGAAAUCUGUUGGAUUGUUCAUAAAGAAUUUCAUGAUCCUUUUGAGGUUAAAGCUAGAGUUGAACUUGGUGUUGAUGGUGAAAUUGUCGUAAACGAAUAA
This is a messenger RNA of Dentiscutata erythropus, 174 nucleotides long. NCBI's taxonomy places the organism in Eukaryota, Fungi, Glomeromycota, Glomeromycetes, Diversisporales, Gigasporaceae. The record is from the annotation of a GenBank genome assembly.